GUGGCAAUAAAAAUCAUCGACAAAUCUCAGCUGGAUGCUGUGAACCUGGAGAAGAUCUACAGGGAGGUGCAGAUCAUGAAGAUGCUCGACCACCCACACAUCAUAAAACUCUACCAGGUGAUGGAGACCAAAAGCAUGCUGUACCUCGUGACAGAAUUUGCCAAAAAUGGGGAGAUUUUUGAUUACCUGGCCAGCCACGGGCGCCUGAGCGAGGCCGAGGCGCGGCGCAAGUUCUGGCAGAUCCUGUCGGCAGUGGAAUAUUGCCACGGCAGGAAAAUCGUGCACAGGGACCUCAAAGCUGAGAACCUCCUGCUGGACAACAACAUGAACAUCAAAAUAGCAGAUUUUGGCUUUGGGAAUUUCUACAAGAGCGGGGAGCCUCUGACCACGUGGUGUGGGAGCCCCCCCUACGCAGCCCCAGAGGUCUUCGAAGGGCAGCAGUACGAGGGACCCCAGCUGGACAUCUGGAGCAUGGGGGUGGUACUCUAUGUGCUGGUGUGUGGAGCCCUGCCCUUCGAUGGACCCACCCUGCCCAUCCUGAGGCAGAGGGUGCUGGAGGGGAGGUUCAGGAUCCCUUAUUUCAUGUCAGAAGAAUGUGAGCACCUGAUCAGGAGAAUGUUGGUCCUGGACCCCUCCAAACGUUUGAGCAUCGCUCAGAUCAAGGAGCACAAGUGGAUGCUGGUGGAGGUUCCUGCCCAGAGGCCAAUCCUGUACCCGGCAGGAGAGGAGAACCAGCCCUCCCUGGGCGAGUACAACGAGCAGGUGCUGAGGCUGAUGCACAGCCUGGGCAUCGACCAGCAGAAAACUGUGGAGGUAAAACUCUGGACGUGGCUCCCCACCUCAGACUGUUCCAGUUUUGAGUUUUUCAGUUGUGUUUUGCAGGCCCAGGCCGUGGUGCCCUCGGUGAACCUGCAUUCCCCAAACCCAAGGCUGCUGCAGUCUCCAGGGCUCCCCUCAGCCUCAGGAGCAGAAACCUUUUCCUUCCCUCCCUCCAGCUGCCAGGGAGAGGCAGCUUUCAUGGAAGAGGAAAGGGUUGAGACACCAAAGGUGAAUGGCUGCCUGCUGGACCCCGUGCCCCCCGUGGUGAUGAGGAAGGGGUGCCAGUCCCUGCCCUCCAGCAUGAUGGAAACCUCCAUUGAUGAAGGAAUCGAGGCCGAAGGAGAGGCAGAGGAGGACCCAGCCCAGGCCUUCGCUGCCCUGCAGGCAGCUCGAGGGGGCAAGAGGAGGCACACCCUGGCUGAGGUCACCAACCAGCUGGUGAUGGUGCCAGGCACAGGGAAAGUCUAUUCCUUGGAUGAGAACUCCUCCCUGGGCAGCAUCGACUCGGAGUACGACAUGGGCUCGGUGCAGAGGGACCUCAAAUUGCUGGGCGAGACCCCUUCGCUGAAGGAGAUGGUGCUGAGCAGCCAGCAGCCCGCAGCGGUGACCUCGCCGUUCCUGGGCUGGGCAGUUAGAGGGAAGCCCACUCUGCUCUCCAAAGCUCCCAACACCUGCCAGCUCUACUGCAAGGAGCUGCCCCGGAGUCUGGAGCAGCAGCUCCAGGAGCACAGCCCCCCAGAGCCCCGGGGCAGCGCCCGAGAGCCAGAGCAGCUCUGCAGAGCCCCAGCCCAGCUACGACUCCCUGCCGGAGCUGCCCGGACUCUUUGAUUGUGAGAUGAUGGAGGCUGUGGAUCCCCAGCACGGUGGGUAUGUCCUGGUCAAUUAGCAGCCAGGGCACGCUGGAAGGACAAAAGGAGAAGCAUGUGAAUUUUUGGUUGGUUUUUGGUUGGUUUUUUUUGUUUUGUUUUUUUUUCACCCUGUUCCUACCCCACCCACGUCGAAGUUUUUCGACUCUCAGAUUGACAGGGGAACUGAAAAUCCACCUGGCUGGAAGGAAAAUAAAAAAGCAGGAGGUGUUUGGCCCCAGUGGCAGGGGCUGGAGAACAGGGAGUUCAACAGCAGCUUCAUCCCACCAAGUCUGCGCGGAAGGAGGCAGAAAAGGAGAAUUUCAGAGGAAGGAAAAAGCCCCUUCUGAAAACAUCCGGGGAGUUUGGCAGCAUCCAUCCACCAUCCACUCAGAGAGGAGAGUGAGUGCACGCUUCUCGUACUUCUUGGCAAUAAAAGCAAUAGUUUUUCACUGAAAUUCAGGGUAGAUUCGGGUCUGCGCUGAUGGCAACUGAAAUGCUCUGGAGAACAGGAGCACGAGGUGGAGUCCAGGGGAAGCUGCACUUGGGUUGAGCUCCUGCUCUGGAAUUGCUCUGUGGCCAGCCCUGAGCAUCUCAGGCAGCCUCCCCUUCCUCCUGCUGGCACCCAAAAGGAUUUCCCAAACCUGCCAAGGAGCUCUGCACUGUCUGCUGAAGGAAUCCGGACCUGACUUUGUCACAAGGAGCCUGGGACUGUGUGGAGAGACCUCUGGGUGGGCAUUGGAAUUGUGGAGGAUCCAGCAGACACAGAAGGUAAGAGAGCCAUGAAAGAGAGCAAGACCUGCAGGAAAUGGCAUUAAAAAAAAAAAAAUAAAAUCCACCUGAGUGGCUUUUAAAAUCACCCCCUCAUUCAGGAGGAAUUCUGCUCGCUGGAAAGGAUCCACCUGUCCCUGGGUUGCAUUUUAAAAACAAAUAAGCAAACAAAACUGUGUUUUGAAUUUGCAGUAUGUGUUGCUGGUGGUUUCUUGAGCUUUGUAUAUUUGGACAGUUAUUUAGGGUUUUAGAACUUUAAGGAUAAAAAAAAAAAAAACAAACAAUGAGCUUAUAAAAAGUAAAAAAAAACCACCCCUGUGAAGUGAUAGUGCUGUGCCUUUUUCAGUUCUUUAUCAGCCUAUAUGCUUUUUUCUGAAGAAAGUAGACAAUACCCCAUUUAUAUCCCUGCUGUGGCCAAAGUCCCUUCAGAGCACACGUCCCACCGUGUGGGGCAGGUGUGACUUCCUCAGUGCUUGAGUGGCUCGUGUAUGUAGGUCACUGAAAGUAUCACAGCAAUAUUUCAGCAUCAGCCUCUUGAUGUGUCAGCCAUUUCAAGGGAUGCUCCAGCUCCACCUGCAGCUGUGUCUCCACAACUUUCCACUCAUGGAAUCCAGGUCCCAGGAGGGGGAGGCUCAGGGAGCUGCAGGAAGCUGAGAUUCCACUUUGGGCCUUGGCUCUGGCCCUGAGGAGGUGGUGUGGGCCAGGCCAGCCCUUUCCUGAGCAAACACCAAGCACAACUGCAGCUUCAUCAAAGCACAAAGAGAGACAGAGAGGAACUGUGCUGAUCACACCAGAGUUUGCUGGAAGGUUUGGCCUUUGGUGCUGCAAAUCCCCAGGGCAGAGGGAGGUGAAAAUCAGCGUUUACAGCAAUAAGAUCCCAUUAAAACACGGAAUAGGAGGGGUUUGGCAGUGUGUGAAGGGAAGAGGGUUUAGGGUGACAGAAGGGGCCUGGUCCCUGUGUGGGCAGGUAGAGACAACUCUGGAACCUUCUCUGACAUUGGCCCAGUCCAAGAGUGCUCAGCUUCCACCUGUGCCAGCACAGGGAUCCUCAAGGCAGCACAAAGGAGAGCUGGAGGAGCAGGGAUCACGAGAUAAAGAUGGCCAGAAAGCUGCUUUAAAGAGAGAAGGGUUUGUUUCCUUCCCUUCAGAAGGAAAUCUGAGUGACACAGACCCAGUGGCACCUGCGGGGAAGGAGCCUGACAGAAUGUGCAGGAGCACGGAGCAAACAGAGGCCUGGCCCUGCCCUGCCCCUUCCCCGUGUGCAGUCAGGGUGGGAUCUGCCCUGGGCAGGGAAAGCUGCUCCCAGCGCUGCCCCACUGCCACAACAACAUCCACUCCCUUCCCCAUCCAGCUGCGGGAGCCUGCACCUUUCAGGACUCACAAGGUAAAAAUAAUUCCGUUCUGGAGCUCUGCAAUUCAUUUACCAGGAUGUGCCAAGCAGUGGGAGCUCCUUGGGGCUCUGCAGGGCUGGGCAGGGGGAGCUGCAGUAUUUUUUAAUGUAGUUUUUAGACUGACUCCUUCCCCUCAGCCAAAAGCAUAUUUAACAUUUCAUGUAAUUUCCUUUAAGCCAAUUAGGACUAAAAGGCUUCUGAAGCCUUCUCAUACAGAGAGGAUCCAUUGGGCACGGCUUCCCACUCCUUUGAAGUGGCUUUUUUGUUCCAAUCUCUUCUGUUCUAACAUUAGAGAACUGUGUACACUACUGUUAGAGUAAUUAUUAGCUUUAUUAUCUUGUACUACAGCCUCCUUUGAAGAGACUUUGGUGUGAUGUAUAUGGGGUACAAAUUUCAUACGGAGAAAAGUGCAAUAUGUGUGUGUGUGGUAUGUUCUUUAAUGUAUUUUUUUAAGGAUUUAGAGGGUUUAGUCUCUGCUUUGGGAUAAAUGCACUAGUUUUGUGAGCUCCAGUUUGGCAAGUUCAUCUGUAGUAUUUACAUGCAACUGAUCUGCUGGACUCUGUAAAGCAGUUACAGUGUAUUAAUACAAAAUAAAGAAUAUGUGCAUUUCAUUUUUUAAA
Zonotrichia albicollis (white-throated sparrow) is the source of this 4446-nucleotide messenger RNA. Lineage: Eukaryota; Metazoa; Chordata; Aves; Passeriformes; Passerellidae. The record is from RefSeq and is a predicted model, not a curated record.